AUGACUUCCCAAGAUCUGGCAAGUACUGAAGCGCAUCUCUUCUCAGCUGCAGUGAACAACAGCUCUUUACUCUCCAAGUUGUUGAAGGAAAAAGUGCUAUGAUCAGAAGGACCUACUUUCAAUUCCAGCUAUAAGAAAGGCAGCAGAAACCUACCUGCUUAUACAUUUGCUAAGCUCCCCUCAACCUUAAUGUUUAGACUGCAUCAUUACGAGUACUUGCUGCAUGCUUCGUCAUUAAUGAAUUUUAUGGUGAGUUUUUUUCAAUUUUCUCGCAUUUUCAAGGGCGUGCAGUCAAAAAAUCUGGUUGAGGCACAAUGAAAUAAGGCAAAAAAUUCUGCAGAAAUUAAAAUUGAAAUAUAG
Molecule: messenger RNA, 360 nt
Organism: Blepharisma stoltei
Lineage: Eukaryota; Ciliophora; Heterotrichea; Heterotrichida; Blepharismidae
Source: the annotation of a GenBank genome assembly